Molecule: messenger RNA, 931 nt
Organism: Trichobilharzia szidati
Lineage: Eukaryota; Metazoa; Platyhelminthes; Trematoda; Strigeidida; Schistosomatidae
Source: the annotation of a GenBank genome assembly
AAAGUGGCAGUUAAUGUUCAAUCCAGCUAAAUCUGGGAUAACAUACUUCGGACGUUGGAAACCUAGCAUGUGUCUAUACAUGUACGGUGACCUUGUCUCAAACACGAACACAGUCACAGAUCUCGGGGUAACAUACUCAGAUCUUACCUUUACUGAACAUGCAAAUAAGGUGGUAUCUGAUUGUAAACGUCUAACCGGCUUUGUGCUACGCAACUUUUACACCCCAGAAGCCAGAUUAGCCGUAUAUAAGAUAUGCAUUCGCCCCAAACUUGAAUACUGUGGCCACUUAUACAGUAGCUUUAAAUCAGCAGACAGAAAAAAAGUUGAAAGUGUCCAAAGAUUCCUCACGAAACGCAUAUUAGGUUAUGAUCAGCAAAUAGAAUACCUUGACAGAUGUAUUCGACUGGACUUAGAACCCUUAUGGUUAAGGAGAGUGAAGUGCAAUUUAUUUCUCUUAUUCAAAGUUAUAAGAAAGCACUGUAACAGUAACUCGUCUAUAACCUGGGCUAAUCCUAAAUCGUAUGGACUACGCAACCAUAACUGCCUUCUCAAGGUUAACACCCAUAAGCUCACCACUAGAGCUAACUUCUUCACCAUUAAAUAUUGCAAACUUUGGAACCAACUAACCCCUGAGAUUAGAUCCUGUGAAAGGCCUGACAGUUUCAAAAGGAGCCUAGAAAAACAUAUUAACAUGUCCACCCUAGCCCUUCUAAAUGAUCUCAACUGCUGGUAGAGUGGUGAAACCAUGACACUUCAAUAUUUAACUACAGACAGUACACUAGUUCCUAGACUAACCUAAUAAUACUUAGUAAUUAUGCAUGUUCAAUACUUGAAAUUAAAUUAUCAUUAAAAUACUUAAAAUGAUUACUUACGCAGCAAAUGUUCUCUUAGUUUAUCACUCUUAUUUCCCUUAUAACAUUCAGUUUUUGAG